AUGACCUUUGAAAAGGACACUUCCGUUCCUGCAUGCAGACAGAUGGUGGUGUGGUGGUGUGGGGAGGCAGGCCUGGUGAGGGGGGAGGCAGGUCUUAGUAAUGGGGGAGGUGUUGUUGCGUUCACCCAUCUCCCUCCCUCACCCACGAGGUGCUGCCCAAUCCCAGGCCUGCAAGGCACCUUGGGAAGGCGUUAAAGAGGAAGCGUCCACCCCCUACCUUAAUUUUGUUCAGAGUGUUAAUUGCACUGGGGCUUUGACUGCUCUCUCCUUAAAAUCUCUCAUGAUCAAUGCUCUGAUUCAAUGAGCCUAACACAAUACACUGGCUGAGGAACACCGGAACAGAGGGAGAGAAAAAGAGUUCCCAUGUGCUUUGGGUGCAAUGCCUGGUUAAGAGGUAAUGAAGGCUUCAUAAGGAUUUAAUAAUUCUUCCCUCUUUAUGUUAAUAGGGUUCAUAAUCCACCUCAACAGGCACCUUCACCCUUCCAACCCCCCUGACACACAACUCACUCACCGCUCUCCAUCUACUGUAACACAGAACACACUCAGGCUCAUGGCUACAUAAUAUUACAUAUACACUACAGAUACGGGUGCUUGCACGCAAGGACACACGUAGAGUGUCAGUCUGGAUGCCUUGCAUUUAAUAUACGUACAUGCUCCUAUGGUCAUUACACACAUCUAUGCAUGCUCACAUGCCCAUGCAUACUCAUGCAUGCCUACUAUACACAUGCAGAAGGUAGACUGUGUCUAAACAACCUGUGUUCUACUGGGGGGCUCCUCCUCUUCAUCUUCCUCUGCUCCUGUAGGAUUCUCUCCCUAAAACAUCCCAGUAAUUGAUUCUGUCUGUGUGACAUUCUGAAAGGGAUUAUUUGUGAGCUAAACUUCCCCAAGAGAAAAGGAUUCCUACAAAUAUUCUGUUAUUGUUUAUUUCACAAAUGUAUCAUCUGUACAGUUCCUAAAAAAUAAGUUAUUUGUUACAUUUGAUUGUGUAAAACUUAGCAGUACUACUUAUUUCUCUGAGAGUGAUGUGGAUAUACACUGAGUAUUCAAAACAUUAAGAACACCUAAUAUUGAGUUGCACCCCCCCUUCUGCCUUCAGAAUAGCCUCAGUUUGUUGGGGCAUGGACUCUACAAGGUGUCAAAAGCGUUCCAGAGGGAUGCUGGCCCAUGUUGACUCCAAUGCUUCCCACACAAUGUUGGCUGGAUGUACUUUGGGUGGUGGACCAUUGUUGAUACACACGGGAAACUGUUGAGGGUGAAAGCAGCGUAGCAGUUCUUGACAAAAACCGGUGUGCCUGGCACCUACUGCCAUACCCCGUUCAAAGACACUUCCAUUUUUUGUCUUGCCCAUUCACCCUCUGCACACGUACACAAUCCAUGUCUCCUCCCCUUCAUCUCACUGAUUGAAGUGGAUUUAACAAGUGACAUCAAUAAGGGAUCAUAGCUUUCAACUGGAUUUACCCGGUCAGUCUAUGUCAUGGAAAGAGCAGGUGUUCUUAAUGUUUUGUAUAGUCAGUGUAUCGCAUUUUGCAAAAAAAAUGAUUUUAAACAAAUACAUGUCUGUCUACGAACAACCCCAUGCCAUGAUUACAUAGUGAAAAAAACACACCAAUCUCUUUCACCAUUUCGGUCCCGCUUUAAAUGACGUUCAGCUUAUAAAGGCUUCUUAAAGCAUUCAUAAUGCCUUCAUAAACACUACAUAAAUGAGUUAAAGUAUCUAUAUCCGUAUGUCAUGCUUUAUAAAGGGAUCAUAAAUGUGGCAUAACUGUGUGACUAAUCCACUAUGUCGAAUAUGAUAUAAACAUGUGCUUUAUAAAGGGUGACAUGUUGAAAGAUGGCAUACGCUCUAAAGUUAAGUAAUGUUAGUCACAUUACACCUAAUCCCGUUCCCGGACAUUUCCGCCAAAAUGUGAGGGAGGUCUGGUGGACCAAAGCAUCAAACCUGGCCUUCGUUAGUUAGGGUAAGGUUUAAAAUCACAUUUUAAGAAAAUAUAUUGUGGAAAUGGGCUGGGUUUAGCCAUUGUUUUGUGACUGUGUUAACUAGUAAUUACCAGGGGGAAUGUAUUUGUUAGCAAAGGACAUAGCCUGGUGGCAAAUACUGUACUUUACUGAAUAAGGUCACUCCCAUAGAAUUCUAUGGUCACUCCCACUAAGGCCAACUUUGAAUGGUUGAUAUCCCAGUCUUAUAUGUGCUUUGUGAGCAAUAGCCUGUUCCUCAGUACACAACACGCACGCAACAAAAACAAGCCAUACCGCACGGUGCUGGGCCCAGUCAGGUCUUUGACACAUUCCCCCACUCCCCCGCUGAAAGAUCAGCCACAAAAUGUUGGCACCAUUGUAACAGGUUGUAAUCAAGCCCUGGUCUCCAGCAUGGGAACAGAAGAGGAAUACCUGGUGCGGUAGUCUCAGGUUGGGCUACUCCAAAUCAUCUUGGUUCUGACACACACACACACACACACAAACACAAGCUUUGCAGGUCCAUCAACCCAUUUAAAUACCUCACACCCUACAGUAACCUGUGGAUCAUGAAAUAACCUUCAUAAAGCAGCAGAACAUUAAUAACCUAUUUAUUUAUGUAGUGUCCUGUAAUACUUAGAUUGAAGUGAGACACCUUCGGUCAUUCAUAAUACAUCCAUAAAGACUCUAUAUUGCAUGACGCCGUACUUACUUUAAAGUCAGACUGCUUUGGUGAUUUAUAACACAUACAUACAUGCCUUAUAUCAUAUGAUGCUGUACUUACUAUAAAGUCAGACACCUUUGUUCAUUCAUAACACAUUCAUAAAGUCUUAAUGAUGUAAACACAAAUGUAUUAACACUUAGGGAAUUAUCACUAACAGCUAAAACAAAUAAACAUUAAAGACAUCUUUAUACCAUACGUUUCCUUUUAUUAGUACAUUUUUUAAACAAUACAAAUACAUGAAGUUUCAAAAAGUCCAGCAACAUUACACAGGGCUGUGAAUAGUGUAGCUUGUCCCUGAGCUGGCGGACAAAUGGUUGAACAUUUGAACACACUGGCAUUGCAAUGCUCUACCAAGAUGCAUGACAUGGUUAUAAAUGCUUUGUGAAGCCUCAAUUAAAUAUGAUGUAUAAAGCCUUUAUUAAGCUGUGCUUAUGCCACCCUUUAUAAAGCACAGGUUUAUGUCAUAUUUUACAUAGUGGGUUAUUUCACAUUUGACAUUGGUGGUUAGGUCACACAAUUAUGCCACAUUUAUGAACCCUUUCUAAUGCAUGGCAUAUGGUUAUAGAUUAUUUGUAACACAUUUAUGUAGUGUUUAUAAGCUGCAUGUCAUUUAAAGCGGGACCAUCAUUUCUUUAAACAAUAAAAGCAAAUGUACCAACAUUUCGCACAAUGGAUAUAUAGCGUUUUGGAAUUAAACUCUUCAUUUGUAUCUAAUUCUAUAAUUGUAUUUCUCAGGGCAGUCUGUGUAGAAUUCCCAUUUCUCAUUAGCGUUUUGCCGUCCUCAGGGGGACGGUGAGAUUUGACAGACAGACAGACAGAAUAUUUUUGCCGGCUGGGCUGGGUCUGGCUACAUGUUAUUUUGCCACCACUGGUCUCUUAAUAAAGGGUUUCCCAAACUCGGUCCUGGGGCCUCCCCUGGGUGCAUGUUUUGGUUUUUGCCCUAGCACUGCACAGCUGAUUCAAAUAACCAACUCAUCAUCAAGUUUUGAUUAUUUAAAUCAGCUUUGUAGUGCUAGGGCAAAAACCAAAACAUGCACCCAGGGGAGGCCCCAGGACCGAGUUUGGGAAACCCUGUCUUAAUACACAGUGUCCAGAUGAACUCCUCCUUUGUGUGCCAAGAAUAAUAACAUGUAGGAAAAAAAUACUCAGCCCCUGCUAGUCCCUGUGGAUGCAGCUUUAAUAAUCUCAUUAUCAAUUUAAUGAGGUGAUUAGAAUGCCAGGGGCCAGGGGUGCACAGGAAUGUGUUAUGGACGAAGCUAACAGCAUCCUGAGUCCUCCUGGCAUCUUGGUGCUGCAGUCGUCCUGACUCCUGCAGCUAGGGGAUUAGUUACUAUUGUCUCUGGAGACUUGGCUCGACGCGGCUCCUGUAAUGCCGGGUCAGACGCCCUGGUGGUCCCAGGUCCUCCCUCUGCUAAAGAAGACAGUGCACCACACAGCGCUGUGCAGGGUUCUGCUCUUUGUCCCCCCGUGCCAAAGGAAAUUGAGAGGAAACUUUUAGCAAGAGCCAGCUUUUGCUUUGCCAUGGAAACAGGCAUGUGCAGCAGCAUAGCAUUGUUUAGUAAUGUUAGCCUAUCGGCAUCCCUAUUCACCCAACCACCAGCUGAAGGACUAGCCAAGGAGGCACUUUUAGCAGCAUGGGAAUGUCUCUCUGAAAUGGAAGGAAAGAUUGUGUGGUAUUCUGACUGUGGACAGACCUUUUUCCUGUUACACCAAACCAUAAAGCACAUAAACAACAUAGGCUACCCAUGGAUCAAGUAUGCCAUAAAAUAUAUAGUAAUGGUAUAGAAUGGUCUGCUUUACUUGCAAUUUUCCCCCUUCUCCUAAAAGUGCGCGCUCAUUCACUCUCCCUCAAUGAUUGAGGUAAAAAGAAAAUGGUACAGACUCCGUCUACCCCAACCCAAUGAUAUUAAAUCCUUGAAAGGGAGUGAAUGACUGCACACUGCAAGGAGAAGGGGUGUAUGUGUGAUGGGAAUUGGGCUGUAGUGUGGGACACAGGCAGCCAGCCCUCAGCUGGGGAAUUUGACUGAAGCUGAAUUAGUCACAGUGGCUGCUGAAGAGCCUCCUGUGCCUGACCAAUUGAGGCCGGCUUCUUACUCGUAAUGAGGGAUACUGAGCUUAUUCUACCUACCGCCAGGUCCCAGAUAGGGUAGGAUUUAGUGUAAAGUAGGAUGAUUUCAUCUCUAUUUGUAAAACGAGCGUGAACUGCCUAUGCUAUGGUGCUGAAGUAAGAGCAGGCAAAGGGCUGUGUAUGAAAAUGGGUGCUGUCCAUGGUCCUGUAGUAGAGAGGAGCAGGUAAGGAGGAGUAUGCACUGUAUAUUAUACAGCAAUAUGGACUAUGGACAGCACUGAGAGAUACUCCUGCUGCCCAUAGUUCUGUAUACUGAGGGAAGGUCAGAGUUGUCUCAGAGGUAUUGCGCUGUCAAUGGUCCUGUAAAGAGAGGCUACUGAGAGGUGUAUGUGUUGUAGUCCCUCACUGUCCAUGGUGCUGCCGAGCAGAGCAGCAGAGGGGACAGGUCAGUGACAGACAGGCAGCAAGGCAGCAGUCCCCUGGUCCCCAGGGCCAGAUGAGUGGUAAGAAUGCAGUGGAAUGCAUUGAUUAUCUGUCAGGCAGGCCUGCUAGGAUCUAACCAAGGCAGUGUUAGGGUAUUAAGUAUCUGAAGUAUUCAAUUAAUAUUGAUAAUGAGGGGCUGUUCGUUAUGCUCCGCUGUUAGUGAUUCAGCCCCCGGUGAUCACUGUCUCUUCACAGAGAAGGGUUGGAGUGGGCUUGGGUGACUGCUCCGUAGUGUGCUUCCCACUGUGUUAGUUUGAUGGUGCAAUAUUUUCACAUUAUUGCGUUGUGCUUGAGCACAACCUCGAUGUCACGCUGUAGCCUACCAUUUUUCACUUCUGUAAGUUCACACCUUUUCGAAUUGUAAGUCGCUGUGGCUAAGAGCAUCUGUUAAAUGACAAAAAUCUAAAUAUAAAAAUACAUGAUUAUCAACUGAAGCUCCCUCUACAGAAUACAAACAGAUCCUUUGGUGGGCCACUCACUCUCCCUCUGCAGAAUACAAACAGAUCCUUUGGUGGGCCACUCCCUCUCCCACUGCAGAAUACAAACAGAUCUUUUGGUGGGCCACUCCCUCUCCCACUGCAGAAUACAAACAGAUCCUUUGGUGGGCCACUCUCUCUCCCUCUGCAGAAUACAAACAGAUCCUUUGGUGGGCCACUCCCUCUCCCACUGCAGAAUACAAACAGAUCCUUUGGUGGGCCACUCCCUCUUCCUCUGCAGAAUACAAACAGAUCCUUUGGUGGGCCACUCCCUCUCCCUCUGCAGAAUACAAACAUAUCCUUUGGUGGGCCACUCCCUCUCCCACUGCAGAAUACAAACAGAUCCUUUGGUGGGCCACUCCCUCUCCCUCUGCAAGAAUACUUCCAUUUCAGGGUUUAACAUUUUAGAGCGGUGCUCUGGUGAUUACAUGCCUUAUCUGCUUUUCAGCCACCUUCUUUGAAUUGGAUUUGAAGGCCUCAGGUCCUCGCUGUCUCUAUUUAAUUUGUUGUCUUGAAAAUGACCAAGUCUGUCUUUAUUGGAUUGUCAGGGCUGCUCAGUUCCCUCCAGCACCACUUAUUCCCUGAUGAUUUUUCAGUUUAUUUUAUUUGUGCUUUGUCUUUUCUCAGAUGCUGUUUUCUUCAUCACUCGACCACACAGUCCAGCACUAAUACAUUUAUCAUGUGUUUUCUCUCUCUCCCUCUCUUUUACAGAAACUUAUCGAAGAACCCUCUGACCACAUUAUCAUGGCAACUCUUCCAGAAUCUGCAACUCUUCGAGCUGUAAGUUUGUUUACACCUAUCAUCUUCUUUUAUGGACUUGUGCACCUAUAGUAACCGUUCAUAAAGACCUGAUAUAUUCUAAGUGUGCAACCCACCUUCAUUGUUUCCAAAUGGAUUCCCAUCUACCUCCAUUAGAAGCCAAACAACAAUUAACUUGAAGAAAAACAUUGGAAGAGACAAACAACACUAUAGUCCCUGCGUCAUUGAUUUUGAUUUAAUGGAUGUGACAUAAAAGUGUGUAAAAUGGAGCGGUCCAGGCCGAGUGAUCCUCUAGUCCAGAGUGUCUUGUCUGUCCAGAAAUAUACCAGCAAUCAGUGUGUUUAUGACCUGAAUCUUCUGGUUGUUUGGGCUACUUUCCUCCCUCCCAGUAGAAGACAUAAAAUUCAGUCUAGCGUUGAGAUGGCCAUCGUAGAGUUGCAUCCCCUCCAGCCUCUCCUCUCCAGCCCAGGAAUCAGAGUGCUUCCCCUAAAUAGCAGAGAGCCUCAGCCAGGCACUGACGCAGAGCAGAGAGCAGGCUUUAUCAUGGCUCAGCUCAGCGUGGGGAACAAAAGGAGAGCAGCUGUAUGGUUGUGGUUUAAAUGUGGUAUUUUAAGCUAUGGAAGCAGGGCAGCUCCUCUGAGGAGGCCCAUCUUCUUUUCAGGGUUGCUUGUCUAAUAGUUACCAAAUACACACUUGAAUAUGUUAUGCCAGAGUAACAAUAGCAUGGACAGCAGAGCAGCAAUUGAUGAUAAGAGUUCUAAAGUAGCUGUAAGAUAAGAGGGCAUGGAAAGUUACAAACAAGUGGUUGUUUUUAAAACACAGAUGCAUUAUAGACUCUAGAGAUGGUCAUUUUCAUGUGUGUGCUUAUUGAUAUGGAUAUUCCUUUUGAUACCAUUAUCAUUGUUAUUCAUAGCCAUAUUUUAGCUGUGUCGUCUGAAGAGUACAGACUUUUAGAAGGAUAAAGCACACAUAUUUCAGACCCUUUCAGAGUCUGCUUAAAGUAUUUAAUCUGUAAUUACUAAAACUGUUCAACAAAGGCUCAGUGAUAAGCACUAGACAGCACACCUUGAACAAAGAGAAUAAUCUCAUGAAAAGAAGAUGAAACCGGUUAUAAAUGAGUGCAAUUUCCGUGCGACCAAUUGGGAACAAAGACAUUGAUUCAUUUUCUUUUUUUGUGGCGUAGAGCCUAACAAAAGACUAACAAAACAUAAUUCAAUGGAUAAGAGAAACAGAGUUUAUCUCCCUUUUUCUUAAAUGAUUUACUCUCCCAUCCCCUGUGGAAUGUCGGCACAAUGACAAACACACCAAACACAGAAGGGCUGAGGCAUGCGGAUGUCCUUCUGGGGUUGUGUCUGAAACGACACCCUAUGGGCCCUGGUCAAAAGUAGUGUGCACUAUAUAGGGUAUAGGUUGCCAUUUUGGACACACCCUGCGUCUGUCUUUAAUGGUGUGUGCUGGUCUGUUGGUCCUCACAGUGCCAUGCUCUCUCCUGGGACCACAUUUGUUGAUUAAAACUAGACAGGCAGAGGGAUGUCUUUUCGUUCCAGAUCAGAGUGCAUCAGAGUCAUGCCUGUCAGUUUGAAAUGGAGGUGGCUGCUUUUGUGGAUGUGUUACGACUGAAUCAUUUAGGCAUUGAGCAGUCAGAUCCCUAUUCACUGGAAAUAAGGAUGAGUGAUUUUUGUGUAAUUUAAAUUGAGAUAAUUGGCCUCAGGAUAGGGUAUGGGUCCCAGGAUACAUUUGGCACAUACAUGUGCUGGGAGAUUCACAUAAGAUGCAGUAAUUUGUUGUAAUCAUGCCGCAGAAGUCAUACAGUUACUUAAUCUUCUCGAAGGCAAAACUGACCUGAAUUGUUUUGCCAUUGUAAAUGAGUUGUUGUUACAGGCCUCAGACACAUUGGGGCCAAACUUGCGAACAUGAGAAAAAGUUGACUUUUAAACUGUUUCUCCUUCUCAAAAUGUGCAUCAACCAAUUAAAAUAAUUGAUUUGCUGGCACGUGAUAGAGCACUACAUUGUAGCUGAUCCCAUCAGAUAACCUGGCACAUGUUAGCUCUAUGCUAACCUCAACAGCUGACAGUGAUUAUAUCCGGUAACAAGUUCUGCAUCAGCCAAUUACAAAUGUUGUGCUCGAUAUACAAUCAAACACUUUUCCAUGAGAUCAACCUUAACAGAAGUCAAAGUCGAAGGCACCUUCUGAUAAUCAAAGUUACUAAAACACACCACAAUUUCAACUGUACCAAUAGCUCAUAGUGUAGUGAGCAUGGCUCCUGGUAAUUUUUGCCGUUUGCGGCAAGUUCGAAUCCCAGGUGCGCUAAAACAUUGAAAAUGAAUAAUAAGAAUAGCCUACAUUUAAUGAGGAGCUGCAUAUUUCUUCAGCCUUGUAGACAAGCACACAAUAAUCAAGUUUAUUAGGCCUACAUAAACUGAGUGUACAAAACAAAAACUGCUCUUUCCAUGGCAUAGACUGACCAGGUGAAUCUAGGUGAAAGCUAUAAUCCAUUAUGGAUGUCACUUGUUAAAUCCACUUCAAUCAGUGUAGAUGAAGGGGAGAAGACAGUAUAAAGAAGGAUUUUUAAGCCUUGAGACAAUUGAGACAUGGAUUGUGUGUGUGAAUGUGAAUGGGCAAGACAAAAUAUUGAAGUGCCUUUGAACGGGCUAUGGUAGUAGGUGCCAGGCGCACCGGUUUGUGUCGAGAACUGAAACGCUGCUGGGUUUUUCACGCUCAACCGUUUCCUGUAUGUAUCAAGAAUGGUCCACCACCCAAAGGACAUCCAGCCAACUUGACACAACUGUGGGAAGCAUUGGCGUCAACAUGGGCCAGCAUCCCUGUGCAACUCAAUAUUAGUAAGGUGUUCUUAAUGAUUUGUACACUCAGUGCAUAUUACAUAGACGUGUAGGCUACACUUACAUGUACAAUAUUUUAUUUGCAUUAUUAUAAUCAUCCACUUCAUCAAAUAUGCAUUAUUUAAAUUGAGCUUUGAGGUCCAGCAGUGAACAGUUUUUUUCUUAUACAGAGCAAAGAGAAACGACAGUCCAUCAUUACUUUAAGACAUGAAGGUCAGUCAAUACGGAACAUUUCAAGAACUUUGAAAGUUUCUUCAAGUGCAGUUGCAAAAACCAUCAAGCGCACUGAUGAAAUUGGCUCUCAUGAGGACUGCCACAGGAAUGGAAGACCCAGAGUUACCUCUGCUGCAGAGGAUAAGUUCAUUAGAGUUACCAGCCUCAGCAAUUGCAGCCCAAAUAAAUGCUUCACAGAGUUCAAGUCACAUACACAUCUCAACAUCAACUCUUCAGAGUACUAAAGGACACCAAUAAGAAGAAGAGACCUGCUUUGGCCAAGAAACACGAGCAAUGGACAUCAGACCGGUGGAAAUGUGUCCUUUGGUCUGGAGUCCAAAUUGGAGAUUUCUGGUUCAAACCGCUGUGUCUUUGUGAGACGCGGGGUGGGCGAACGGAUGAUCUCUGCAUGUGUAGUUCCCACCAUAAAGCAUGGAGGAGGUGGUGUUAUGGUGUGGGGGUGCUUUGCUGGUGACACUGUCUGUGAUUUAUUUAGAAUUCAAGGCACACUUAACCAGCAUGGCUACCACAGCAUUCUGCAGCGAUACGCCAUCCCAUCUGGUUUGGGCUUAGUGGGACUAUCAUUUGUUUUUCAACAGGACAAUGACCCAACACACCUCCAGGGUGUGAAAGGGCUAUUUUACCAAGAAGGAGAGUGAUGGUGCUGCAUCAGAUGACCUGACCUCCACAAUCCCCCGACCUCAACCCAAUUUAGAUGGUUUGGGAUGAGUCGGACGGCAGAAUGAAGGAAAAGCAGCCAACAAGUGCUCAGCAUAUGUGGGAACUCCUUCCAGACUGUUGGAAAAGCAUUCCUGGUGAAGCUGGUUGAGAGAAUGCCAAGAGUGUGCAAAGCUGUCAUCAAGACAAAGGGUGGCUACUUUUAAGAAUCAAAUAUAAAACACUUUUUUGGUUACUACAUGAUUCCAUAUGUGUUAUUUCAUAGUUUUGAUUUCUUCACUAUUAUUCUACAAUGUAAAAAAUAGUAAAAAAAUAAAGAAAAACCCUUGAAUGAGUAGGUGUGUCCAAACUUUUGACUGGUACUGUACAUUUAAAGCAUUAACAUAGACAUUACAGACCUAUAUAAAAUAAACAUAAAAAACUGCAACUAAAGACACACAUGUACACAAAUACGCAUGAUCAUGCAAUAUUGGCACUCUACACUUGAGACAGACCAAGUAAUUCUUGAAUUUGGAGGUUUAAAAUAUCCCUCUGGGGGUCAAGUUGACCUAUUUUAAGAAAUGCCAUUGGUUGGUGGAUAUAAAGUCUAAGAUCUUUGAUAGGCUGAUGCGGAAUUUGUGAAAUAAUCACUGUCAGCUGGUGAGGUUAGCAUAGGGCUAACAUGUGCUAGGUUAUCUGAUGGGGCACACACUUGUUUUCACAUAAUUUCAAAUAAAUUAUGUUGAACCAACGUGGAAUAGACGUUGAAUUGACGUCUGUGCCCAGUGGGCAGCUACAAUGUAGCGUUCUAUCACAUGCAACUACGUCUACGAUUGUAAUUGGCCGAUGUGCAUUUUGAGAUGGAGGUCCAGGUUAAACUUAAACUUUUUCUAAUAUUCACAAGUAUGGACCCAUUGUGUUACAGCAUGAAACCUCUGGUCUAGCGCUGCUGAACCUUGUUGUUUCACUGACUGCUUCUGUGUGCAUGGUUUUCUCUCCAGCAGCUUGGACUAAACAUAGCAAAAGUAAGAGUGAUACUGAAAGCGCAACAGCAACAGCAGCUUCUUGUGUAUCUUAACCACCAGCAACCAUGCCACUGUGUGCUGCUGCUUGUGUUCUGUGGUAAUUGCUGUCAGCUUUUUUUGGUGCUCAGCACAGGGUGAAAAGGGAACAUGUGUGUAUGCGCGUGUGCGUGCGUACCCGUAAGUGUGCGUGCAUGCGUGCACAUAUGUGCAUGUGUGUGUGUGCGUGUGUCUCCCUGUUCCCCAGUCCUGUAAGUGUAAUCACAGAGUGGCAAAUUACCUGUGUGGAUAAGGCAGCUCUGAGGAAGCAGGCAGGCCUUAUCAGGAGCCCUGGUGCUGGCUGGGUGCAGAGGAGACCAGCGGAGACCUGCCAAUCGCACUGUCCUCCCCUCACCAAGCCGAGCCUAGCAAAUGAGCUGCUUUACUGAGCUGAGACACACACACACACACAUGCACCCACCCACCCACCCACCCACACACACACACACACACACACACACACACACACCCAUUAACAGGCACACACACGCACACAUAUGCACACCGAUAGAGAGACUGCAGGUAAUUUUAAUUGUAUUUAUUUAACCUUUAUUUUAUCAGGGAGUCAUACUGAGACCAAGGACUAUUUUACAGAUGAGCCCUGAAUUACAGAAAUUUCAGAAAACGCCCAGAACAUCAAAUUUAAGAACAUUUUGAAGAUUGUUCCACAAAUAAGGUGUAAGAAAACUAAAAGCUGAUUUACCUAACUCAUUAGAGACUAAAGGAAUUUCCAGAGUUAGCCGUCCCUGAGACCUGGUGUAAUAAGGAGUAGCAGUAGCAAUUUAGAGUUAGGGGAAGGAUAAAAUGUCCUAAACGUUUUGGGAUGACAUUCUUUAUCUUAUGAAUAAAAAACAGUAGGGUUAUAGAGUAGAUGAUGUUGAAUAUGGUAUUAUACAGUAUAUGUGUUAUUACUAAAGCACGAGCAGGGUUGGUGGCACCCACAGGACCUUGAAUGGACAAGUGUUUUUUUCUUCAUUGCUGGCCAUGUGAUCGAUAGGGAAAAUAUUUUACAUCAACUUUCUGCAUACUCAUUUUAUCAUGGAUUGUUGUGGGUUGGAUGAAUUACAGAAUAUUGAGUGCUGAAUCAAAGUUUAAAAAGAAAAGUAGAACUCCAAAGUCCAAAAUGUUAUUCCCUACUAGGUUUGCCCAUUUCAAUAAGGAUUUUUGGAGUGCAGACAGAUUUCUAAUGGACCUUAUUGGCAACCAAAACCAUCCCCAGUUGGUCACACUUUAAUAAGGAAAACACUCAUCCAAAAGUAAGCCAAAAACUCUGCAAUCAUUUUCCCAACCUUUUUUCACCAUCAAACUCUCAGAUACACUACGUAAAUAUAUACAUACACUACCAGUCAAAAGUUUGGACACAACUACUCAUUCAAGGGAUUUUCUUUAUUUUACUAUUUUCUACAUUGUAGAAUAAUAGUGAAGACAUCAAAACUAUGACAUAACACAUAUGGAGUAAUGUAGUAACCAAAAAAGUGUUAAACAAAUGAAAAUAUAUUUUAUAUUUGAGAUUCUUCAAAUAGCCACCCUUUGCCUUGAUGACAGCUUUGUACACUCUUGGCAUUCUCUCAACCAGCUUCAUGAGGUAGUCACCUGGAAUGCCUUGUUUAAAGUUAAUUUGUGGAAUUUAUUUCCUUCUUAAUGCGUUUGAGCCAAUCAGUUGUGUUGUGACAAGGUAUGGGUGGUAUACAGAAGAUAGCCCUAUUUGGUAAAAGACCAAGUCCAUAUUAUGGCAAGAACAGCUCAAAUAAGGCCUCCACAAUCACCUGACCUCAACCUAAUUGAGAUGGUUUGGGAUGAGUUGGACCGUAGAGUGAAGGAAAAGUAGCCAACAAGUGCUCAGCAUAUGUGGGAACUCCUUCAAGACUGUUGGAAAAGCAUUCCAGGUGAAGCUGGUUGAGAGAAUGCCAAGAGUGUGCAAAGCUGUCAUCAAGGCAAAGGGUGGCUACUUUUAAGAAUCUCAAAUAUAAAAUAUAUGUUGAUUUGUUUAACACUUUUUUGGUUACUACAUGGUUCCAUAUGUGUUAUUUCAUAGUUUUGAUGUCUUCACUAUUAUUCUACAAUGUAGAAAAUAGUCCAAAAAAAAGAAAAACCCUGGAAUGAGUAGGUGUGUCCAAACUUUUGACUGGUGCUGUGUAUAUAUAUAUAUAUAUAUAUAUAUAUAUAUAUAUAUAUAUAUAUAUAUAUAUAUAUAUAUAUAUAUAUAUAUAUAUAUAUAUAUAUAUAUAUAUAUAUAUAUAUGUACAGUAUGUAUACUCAAAUACUGUAGGUGUUAUCCCAUUGUGGAAGUAGUGUUUUAUUUACAGUAUUUCUGAAUGACUUAUUCUUUACAUGCUUUCGCAUAACCUCUAUAACCUGCAGCAACACAUAUUUUACCCGUCAGUAUAAUAUGAAUAUCUCACAUAAUGCCUAUUUGAUAGAUUCUUGCAUGAUCAAAUGUUUAUUUGAAUCAUACAUUUGUUAGUUAUGGCCCUGUACUGUGCAAUAAAUCAUUUCCCAUUGGAGAUUCUCUCUAUGUGGAUGUUUGAUGGCAACACUAACUCUGUCUUAUAUAUUGCAUUCAUAAAAGACGAGAUCAUUUUUAUAUCUCUGCUUCUGAUGGCUUUCCAUUGAGUGUCUAUCUGUCUUGCUGCUGGGGGUUGAAGACAGUCCUGAUAAGAUGGAUGGCUCGCAAUGGUCUGGCACUCUUUUCUGGUGUUUUAUAGCGCUUUGAGAAAUAAAAUAUUACCUUAUUUUAGUCUGUGUCUUUUAGCCAAGGGAGCCGGGCUAGAGACACUGCUCACACAGCCCAACCACUCACAAGGCCUGUAAAGGGUAUCAUGGUAGGGGAUUGCUAAAUGGCACAUCUGUUGUAGCUGCUCCAAGGAUGAUGAUAUGAUAAAAUAUUAUUUUCAGCACCAGCACAAAGGCACAUUCACCAGUGUCAACAAACAUUUUCUAUGUGGCCACAAAGCUGCUUUGCCAGGGGCUGGGAGGGUCAUCGAUCCCCUUUCUACUGGUGACCUUUCUUUAAUCCUGCAUGGGCUCUAUAGAAAUACCUUUAUGAACAGCCAGGACAUGUCUGUGUUAGUCAUUGUGAAGAGAUCAUCUAUUUUUAAAACAGUGGGACAGAUACAUGAGUGGUAUUAUUAAGAAUGGAAAGAAGUAGAGGGUGAUCAAGCAACGUGAGUCGAGGUGCAACCUAAAAAUGUGUAAACGUCAUUGGAAAGAAAAAGGCGCAACGCUCGCUCACCGCAGAACGCUAGCUGACCGCCGUUUCUUUCCAAUGGUAUUAUUAAGAACACAUCAGAUCAGGCAAGACACAAAACAACACAAUCAUGUCAGUUUUCAUGCCUUCAUGCUUUAGCGUCCCUUGAAAAAACAACAUUUUCUCACCAAAUUAAGGGAAAGUAAUCUUGGAACAUGAUGAUGGCAUACUUUGCCUACAUUCCAGCAUGCCUUUAGUCUCCAACGGACAACACCCAGGAUCAGGCUUAGCUGUACGUUUGUUAAUUCUGAAAUAAUGACUGUGCAGGUGGUGUCCAUUAGCCAAACUCUGCCUAUACAUCCAAAUGAUGGCACAGCCAAUUAGAGAGCAGGUGAGUGGGAGCUCUGCUCCGCUCCUCUCUGUCGGUACUUCACUUCAUCCUGGCUAAAACGGGGUACAACAAAAGGUUAGAAAAAGGGAAACAGCAUUAGGAAUGGAAAGGGCAGCAGCACAAUCCCCAUUCAUUUCAUGUCCAUUUUAAUGUGCAGCUGCUGCCUGGAUGCCUGGAUGGGACUGCGAAGCCAAAAUGUCCACUGUGAUUAGUCGUGGGAGUGGAAUCUCUAAUGAUCGGCCUCUUAAUUAAAAUCCUGAAAUAAUUAGGUGUGCAUCGCUUCAUGUCUGAAUUGCCAUGUAUUCAUCACUGGAGUCAGUGGUGGCUCUGUGAUGAGGUGUUACUUUAUAACAGCCUAAACUGUAAUAGCUAAAUCCUGUAAUUCCUUUCAUAGGCCCGUUCUGAUUAGUUUGAUCAGUCAUGGAAAUGGCAGCACGCAGGCUACUCAUCCUUAAUCUGUAAAAGGCAGAACAUUCACAGACUAAGUCAGAGUAUUACAAAAUACUUUUGUCAUUAUCUCUUGUGCAAUAACAUGAAAUUGUGCAUUUCUGAACUAUAUAUAUACACCAGUCAAAAGUUUGGACACACCUACUCAUUCCAGGGUUUUUCUUAAUUUCUUCUAUUUUCUACAUGUAGUGAAGACAUCAAAACUAUGAAAUAACACAUAUGGAAUGAUGUAGUAACCAAAAAAGUGUUAAACAAAUAUAAACCUAUGUUAUAUUUGAGAUUGUUCAAAGUAGCCACCUGAUGACAGCUUUGAUGACAGCUUGGCCUUGAUGACAGCUUUGCACAUUGUUGGCAUUCUCUCAACCAGCUUCAUGAGGUAGUCACCUGGAAUGCAUUUCAAUUAACAGGUGUGCCUUGUUUAAUGUUAAUUUGUGGAAUUUAUUUCCUUCUAUUUGCGUUUGAGCCAAUCAGUUGUUGUGACAAGGUAGGGUUGGUAUACAGAAUAUAGCCCUAUUUGGUAAAAGACCAAGUCCAUAUUAUGGCAAGAAAAGCUCAAAUAAACAAAGAGAAACAACAGUCCAUCAUUACUUUAACAUUUUACAUUUUAGUCAUUUAGCAGAUGCUCUUAUCCAUACAUAAUUGUUUUAUUUUUCAUACUGGCCCCCCGUGGGAAACGAACCCACAACCCUGGCGUUGCAAACGUCAUGCUCUACCAACUGAGCUACAUCCCUGCCGGCCAUUCCCUCCCCUACCCUGGACGAUGCUGGGCCAAUUGUGCGCCGCCCCAUGGGUCUCCCGGUCGCGGCCGGCUACGACAGAGCCUGGAUUCGAACCAUUAAGCGCUAUGAUGAAACUGGCUCUCAUGAGGACCGCCACAGGAAAGGAAGACCCAGAGUUACCUCUGCUGCAGAGGAUAAAUUCAUUAGAGUUAACUGCACCUCAGAUUGCAGCCCAAAUAAAUGCUUCACAGAGUUCAAGUAACCGACACAUCUCAACAUCAACUGUUCAGAGGAGACUGUGUGAAUCAGGCCUUCAUGAUCGAAUUGCUGCAAAUAAACCACUACUAAAGGACAUCAAUAAGAAGAAGAGACUUGCGUGGGCCAAGAAACACGAGCAGUGGACAUUAGACCGGAGGAAAUCUGUCUUUGGUCUGACGAGUCCAAAUAUGAGAUUUCUGGUUCCAACCGCCGUGUCUUUGUGAGACGCAGAGUAGGUAAACGGAUGAUUUCCGCAUGUGUGGUUCCCACCAUGAAGCAAUAUAUAUAUAUAUAUAUAUAUUCUUCAUGAAAAUACAUUAUGCGGACAACACCAUUUGGUAUACAUCUGGCCCUUCAUUGGACACUGUGUUAACAAACCUCCAAACGAGCUUCAACGCCAUACAACACUCCUUCCGUAGCCUCCAACUGCUCUUAAACACUAGUAAAACUAAAUGCAUGCUCUUCAACCGAACGCUGCUUGCACCCGCCCACCCGACUAGAAUCGCUACUCUCGGCGGGUCUGACCUAGAGUAUGUGGACAACUACAAAUACCUAGGUGUCUGGUUAGACUGUAAACUCUCCUUCCAGACUCACAUUAAGCAUCUCCAAUCAAAGGUUAGAUCUAGAAUCGGCUUCCUAUUUCGCAACAAAGCCUCCUUCACUCAUGCUGCCAAACAUGCCCUUGUAAAACUGACUAUCCUACCGAUCCUUGACUUCGGCGAUGUCAUUUACAAAAUAGCCUCCAACACUCUACUCAGCAAAUUGGAUGUAGUCUAUCACAGUGCCAUCCGUUUUGUCACCAAAGCCCCAUAUACUACCCACCAUUGUGACCUGUGCACUCUUGUUGGCUGGCCCUCACUACAUAUUUGUCGCCAAACCCACUGGCUCCAGGUCAUCUAUAAAUCACUGCUAGGCAAAUCCCCGUCUUACCUUAGCUCACUGGUCACCAUAGCAACACCCACCCGUAGUCUGCGCUCCAGCAGGUAUAUCUCACUGGUCAUCCCCAAAGCCAACACCUCCUUUGGCCGCCAUUCCUUCCAGUUCUCUGCUGCCAAUGACUGGAACGAACUGCAAAAAUGUCUGAAGCUGGAGACUCUUAUCUCCCUCACUAACUUUAAGCGUCAGUUGUCAGAGCAGCUUACCGAUCACUGCACCUGUACACAGCCAUUCUGAAAUUAGCCCACCCAACUACCUCAUCCCCAUAUUGUUAUUUAUUUUGCUAAUUUGCACCCCAGUAUCUCUAUUUGCACAUCAUCUUUUGCACAUCUAUCAUUCCAGUGUUAAUACGAAAUUGUAACUAUUUUGCACUAUGGCCUAUUUAUUGCCUUACCUCCAUAACUUUCUACAUUCGCACACACUGUAUAUAUAUUUUCUGUUUGUAUUUUUUACUUUAUGUUUUGUUUACCCCAUAUGUAACUCUGUGUUGUUGUUUUUAUCACACUGCUUUGCUUUAUCUUGGCCAGGUCGCAGUUGUAAUUGAGAACUUGUUCUCAACUGGCUUACCUGGUUAAAUAAAGGUGAAAAAAAAAAAGAAAAGAAAAAAAUAUAUAUAUAUUAUUGCGUUUCUGGCUCUACCAACAUGAAAGGAACACAUUUUCAGCUGAGAGGGAAUAAGAAGAGCAGGGUGUUUUGUGGUAAUGUGUUAGGUGCCAGUCAUUCACCCAUGUGCAUGCCCCAAAGCUCAGAGCUGGCAUGUCCAUCUGCUGGCAUGAUUACACAUGACCCCUGCUUUCUCUUUGGGGUUACUACAAUUAACCCUGACAAACCCCAACACCAAACACCAAGCCAGGACUAAAAUGUAACUAACAUCUCUCUAAAGCCUACACUGUAGCUUCGACAGAAGAAAAGUUUUAAGUAAAAGAAGAAAUAACAGGGUAUUGUUUGGACACAACUGGGAUAUGAGGCUGGUAUUAUUCAUACUACCAAGAUCAAAGCGAACGUAGAGCCAAACAUAUGCUGCUCCGUACAUAGCUGGAGAUGUAGACCUACAUUCACUGAAUAAUACCAAUGCUGCUGUAAUAUUGAUUGUUAGCCUGAGGUGGUUGCUCAGCGGAUAGAGAUAACAAGCUGCUCAGGAAAGAGGACUGGAGGGAACGAGGUUGAUGUAUGUAGAAAUUUUCAUGCACUCAUAACGAUGUCGCUCCUAUUGAUUGGUGCUCCCUGCCAUCCCUUCUGAUUCCUUAAUAAUUUGUUAUAAUUCUGUCAUCGUAUGGUAACAUGUUUUUCAGGGAUAAAUAAAUCUCUUGGUCAUUGAAGAUGCGCCUCGUGCAUGUUCUAUACACUAGAUGUUAGCCAGGAACUGACUGGAGGGAAUAUCUAUCUCUAUGAAAUCUGGAUUUUAGAUGGAAAACCAAGCUUGCCCUAAGCUUGGGAGUAACCAAAGUCAGAGUGUGGACCGACCACACGGCGUGGCUGGCUGUGUGUCUGAUCUGUGGCUCAUGUUGUGUUAGGCAUUCAGAACACCCUUACAGCUUUCUGUCACAGUGGAGACAUCGACACCAUGGCUUGGUGAAGGAGCUCAAUAGAAUCAGUGCUGCCUACCUGGCUAUCUGAUACAUAUAUCAGGGCAUCAGCAAACACCUGCCCAGGCCACAGCACUCUCUCACUCAACCACUCAUUGAGACAUCAAUCUCACCUCGUCUCCCACACCUUCACCCCCCUACCUCCCUUCCUUCCUUCCUUCCUUCCUUUCUCCUUCUGCCACUUCUGUGACUGGUUGUGGUUGUUCAAACAGCCCUCAUGCCUGACUGAGCAUCUCUUUCCCCCAGCAGUACUGCAGACUGGCAUCCAUGCGUGUCAUUUAGAAUGGGGGUCAUUGACAACGCUUUCCACCCCUAGGCUGCUUUCAGAGCCAGUGACAGCUUGACAGCAUGUUGUCACUGUAUCAGAAUCAACAAAACAAUUCAUAUAAGGAAGUAUAACCAGAACAGUGUGUUUUCAGACAUCUUGUUCUUUGUUUGGCCUAUUGCCACAUCAUCCAUAUGGAUCGAAAGAGAUAUGUUAUUUACCAUGCUUUGGAGUUGGCAAUUCUGUCCACAUUUGAAAAUAAUGAUGUGCAAUUUAAGCUUGACGCUCAGGGAGAUGUCAGAGCUGUUUUCUUGUCGUUUUGCCUUUGUUCAUUGUCAUAGAUAGUUACAUUUUAGUACAUCAUUCAUGUAUAGUAUUUUCUGAGGAUGUCUUUAUUCUGGGCUUUUUUUAGUUAACUGCAUAACUUCUCAGUGAAGUGAAGAAGAUAACUGUAAACGUCCCAGCUGUUUAUCUGAUGGGCUGAGCAUGAAUUCUAUGUGAAACCCCGUUUGAUUAAUAAAUAGAUUAUGGGGACAGGAGGACUUAAAUCUGUAAUUACCGUAUUAUUAAGCAAUGGCCUCUCAUAUGGGGAUUAGAUUAACAGUGCAGGAAAACAAAUUCAAUCCCUGGCUCCAAGAAUGUUUGAGACGUCACCGGAAAGGUAAUGUGACCAAGCAGAGAGAUGCCUGCUGUCAUCCUCAUGGUUCUGUAAUCUAAGAGGAGGAAGGUAGGGGUUUACAUCCCUGGCCCCUGUUCUAUUCAUAUUCACUGCCUUUAAUUAGCUACUGCUCUUCAUUUGGGUUUAAUCCUCCCCCUUGGCUAUGCAAGAUCAUUGAUAUAUUCACUGCACCGUGUGGGGAGAGCACCUAAAUUCAAUUUAGUUUUAUGCAUGUGGAUAGAGUAAUCUCAGCCUUUCAAAUAGUUACCCCCCCCCCGCUUAAACAUUAUUGGAUAUGUUAUGGAUAUGUUAGAGAAAUGUUAUUGGAUUUAUCCAAUAUGGUCCACAUCUAUAAACUAAGAUUGAUUGCUCCGACUGAAUAUAUAGAUUAGAAAGUUAAGUGAUUGCAGGUCAGUAAAUGUUUUAUGUCAUCGUCAUUUGAUUUUGCCAUAUUCCUUUGUUGCAGUGUUCAGCUCCUCCAUGGUCUCUCUGUUUGUAUUUAAUGAAAAUCCAACCAGGGAGACUGCAUAAGUCCUGUACUGGGAUUUCACUAAAUAUGGCCUAACUCGUUAUCAAAUGUGUACAGAUAACAUUAACAUUUAGCCAGCUUGCCUAGAGAAUACCGUACAGUGUAGUUAAUGGGCAAUCUUUUAUAUCUGGCAUAGCUAUUGACACUUAAUGAACACUCACAGACUAUAGGGACCUUGUUCAAUUGGGCAUCACCAACUUUACCUUUAACUGAUGAAAAACCCUUGUGUCUCAUUUAUCCUGGUAAGCGUAUGUGGCAGGCUGAUCAAUUCCCAGUCCACCUAGAAAAUGGGAGCUAUUUGGAUUCAGGCCACACCUCCCUACGCAUAAUUCCAUGUAUAAUAAUGUACAAAAGAGAUAAAAACAUAUUUAUGUAUGCAUUUCUCUGUUGUCACAUAUUGUAUACAAUGUCCCUCCCUACCUGUCGCAUGCUAACUUAGCCAUUUUAAAGCAGAUACCAAUGUAUAAUACAUAACAGGAGAUAACCAUGAUUAAGUUAUAUGCGAUUUGCAAUUCUCAGCUCAGCAUAUAGGCUACUGGACUCCCAUGUGGGUUCCUAGCUGCACGCCACCUUGACCUUUCCAAAGGUUCAUUUAAUGUUUUAUUCAGGUUAGUAGAAGACAUGCAAAUGGUUAUUCUCACAGGCCAUAAUCAGUAAGUCAGUGCUGUGGCUAAACUCCCCAUGGGCUAACUUUAUAUCAUGCAAUCCUCAGUUUAUUGUCUCUAUGUUGUUAAUUAAGUACAUAUUUUCAUAGGUAUAUUGUCAAUGUACUGAGUAAGAAAAGAGGCCAUCUGCCUACCAGAGGAGGCUGCUGAGGGGAGGACAGCUCAUAAUAAUGGCUGGAACGGAGCAAAUGGAAUGGCAUCAAACACAUAGAAACCAUGUGUUUGAUACCAUUCCACCUAUUCCACUCCAGCCAUUACCACGAGCCUGUCCUCCCCAAUUAAGGUGCCACCAAACUCCUGUGCUACCUACACACACACACACACACACACACACACACACACACACACACACACGCGCGCUUCAUAAAGGUGUUUUAUUUAUGUCGUAAGUAGGAAGCCUUUGAUCACCACUCUUCAAAGCGGCUUAAUGCACACGUGGAAAAGUGAACCCAGGAUACUCUGUCCUUGGACAGAACAGAACACACAAUACUGCACAAAACCAAGUUAGUCCAUGUAUUGCAAGCGAAUACAUCAUAACAGAAAAACUUUCGGUGAGUGACUCCCCCCCCCCCCAGUCCAGACCUGCGUGUUACAUAAUGUAUAGCGAUGGCUGCGAUGCCCAUUUGGUAUGCACUCUCCGCUUUUCACGCGCAAUCUCUGACCCCGUCUUGUAAAUCAGAGAGGUUAUAUCUCUCUUUUGUCAAACUGGUGAAUCAAUAAGUAUUCAUGCACACAGCUAGUUAAGAUCAUGUUAAUGAAAUGUCCUCCAGGUCUAGGUGCUUUUUCUCUCUUUCCAUAUGUUGGAUCCAGUGUGCUGUGCUGUACUACCCACUAGGCCCUCAGAGAGCCAGGCAGCAGGAAGCAGGCAGCAGGCAGAAGGCAGCAGGCAGCAGGAAGCAGGCAGCAGGCAGCCAGGGCCCUUUAAGGAAGUGGUGCACAUCAUGUGGAACUAAAGGGAUUAGACAUGCUAACUGCCACUUCAUAGUCUUCUCUGGUCCAUGGACAAAUGUAACAAAUGUGAUAAUAAUGUCAGGAAAGAUGUCAAAAGUGGAAAGUAGUUGUACCAUUGGGAUGAAAGACAGAAAAGGAAAAGCUAAGAAUACAAUGGGCACGUUCAAUAUUUGAUUAUGAUAUGAGCAUUGUAAGGACUAUUCAUUUGACCCAUUCUCCUUAUCUAAUGAAUAAAAAUAAAUAAAAAAUGUCUGGACAAAUGUAUCUUAAGGAGUAAAAUAGAGGAAAUGACAUGAUGUCGUAUAAAGGUUUGUUUGAAGCAUCAGAGUCUGAGCUAACAGUGAUACCCAGUAUGUCUCAUCAGAGCCUCACACCUCUUCACAGUAGCCUAGGUGUGAGGAUCUGGAGGGCCGGGGUGUGAGGGGUGUGUGAGGGGGGUCGUGUUAGACGUGUUGUUUAAGGAGAUAAUUAUAAUUAAUAAUUCAUAUUAUUGUUAAUGUGUGGAGCAUCACAGGGUACGAACAGCACACCCCUCUUUCCCUCCUGUUCUCUUUAAUCCUUUGUUAAAAUAAUAUGAGUCUUACUGUACAGUAUGUCCUCAUGCUCAAGCACUAUGAUAUUCUAUUUUCAAUAUUGAAAUUCACGGUCACCCACCAAAGCACAUGAAUUUAGAAGUGUAUCUGCUCUGGGUGGUUCUACAAAGAAGACCUUUAGCUCUUCCCUGCUAUCAUUUUCAAAUUUGUCAUCCGUGUCUUUCACAUUAAUGUGACAUUAUUGAUUUAGCCAGGGCUGGUGCAGGGCCUGUGUUUGUUGAGGGGAGGGCUAAGUCCAAAUCAUAUCCACCCGCUUCCAGCCCCAGGGUACGGUUAGCCCAGCCUGGCCUGGAGAUGAGAUGGAGGGUCUCCAGUUCCUCCCCAGGCACGGUGUGAUGAAUGUUUGGGGCUGGUCUGGAGGAUAAGACUGUCCUUCACCUACUUCUGCCUGUCUUGACGGUAAAUGACCACAGAUGCAUUGUGUUGUUUCUCAACUUAUAUUUCUCUCUCUCCUCUCUCUCUCUCUCUCUCUCUCUCUCUCUCCUCUCCUCUCCUCUCCUCUCCUCUCCUCUCCUCUCCUCUCCUCUCCUCUCCUCUCCUCUCCUCUCCUCUCCUCUCCUCUCCUCUCCUCUCCUCUCCUCUCCUCUCCUCUCCUCUCCUCUCCUCUUCUCUCUCUCUCCCCACACAGGAGGCUGGAAGAAGUGGUGUUUGAGUGUGGCUGUGAUAUACGCUGGAUUCAGCUGUGGCAGCAGCGAGGAGAGGCUGGCCUGCACACCCAGCAACUCUUCUGCAACAACGGAGCCUCCAAGAUCCCUCUGCAGACUAUGAAUAUCUCCCUCUGUGGUAUGAACCACUGCCGCCACGUUCCCCGCUCCACACUACUCAAUCAUCCCAUGGUAGAAUAAUAGGAAGCAUUUUACUUGGAAUGGCUGUCAUAGAGCCUAGACUAUUCACAUCGAAUUCAUAAGAAUGGCCUAAACGCAUGUCAUAACUCAUCUCAUGACAGCCGGCCAAAGAGUCAUGACAACUUACUGUUCUGAAACUCUGCUUGUUCCUUCCUUUCCCUUUCCCAAAUAGAAUUCACAAUAGCUCAAAGUGUCUCAGUCAGAAUUUCAAGUGUGCUGUGUCUAGCUGCUAUUGUAUUCUCUCUCUCUCUCUCUCUCUCUCUCUCUCUCUCUCUCUCUCUCUCUCUCUCUCUCUCUCUCUCUCUCUCUCUCUCUCUCUCUCUCUCUCUCUCUCUCUCUCUCUCUCUCUAUCUCUCUCUCUCUCUCUCUCUCUAUCUAUCUAUCUAUCUCUAUCUAUCUCUGUCUCUCAGACCUGCCGGACAUCAGUGUGACGCACUUUAACCUCACUGUUGUUGAGGGGGACAGAGUCACCGUCACCUGUAAUGGAUCUGGAUCCCCCCUACCUGAGGUGGACUGGACCGUCAAUGACCUCCACUCCAUCAACACUCACCAGGUGGGCUAGGGGACAAACCAGGGGACAAACCAGGGGACACACAAUGCACUCUGCUAUUCUACUGAUCACUAGGUUGUACACUAUAUAUACAAAAGUAUGUGGACACCCAUUCAUAUUAGUGGAUUCUGCUAUUUCAGCCACACCCAUUGCUGACAGGUGGCACACAGCCAUGCAAUUGCCAUAUACAAACAUUGGCAGUAGAAUGGCCUUACUGAAGAGCUCAGUUACUUUCAACGUGGCACCGUCAUAGGAUGCCAUCUUUCCAACAAGUCAGUUCGUCAAAUUUCUGCCCUGCUAGAGCUGCCCCGGUCAACUGUAAGUGCUGUUAUUGUGAAGUGGAAACGUCUAGGAGCAACAACGGCUCAGCCGCGAAGUGGUAGGCCACACAAGCUCACAGAAUGGGGCCGCUGAGUGCUGAAGUGCGUAGAGCGUAAAAAUCGCCUGUCCUCAGUUGCAUCACUCAUUACCGAGUUCCAAACUGCCUCUGGAAGCAACGUCAGCACAAUAACUAUUCGUCUGGAGCUUCAUGAAAUGGGCUGAGCAGCCGCACAAAAGCCUAAGAUCACCAUGCACAAUGCCAAGUGUUGGCUGGAGUGGUGUAAAGCUCACCACCAACUGUAAAGUUUGGUGGAUGAGGAAUAAUGGUCUGGAGCUGUUUUUCUAGGUUCGGGCUAGGCCCCUUAGUUCCAGUGAAGGGAAAUCUUAAUGCUGCAGCAUACAAUGACAUUCUAGACGAUUCUGUGCUUCCAACUUUGUGGCAACAGUUUGGGGAAGGCCUUUCAUGUUUCAGUAUGACAAUGCCCCCUUGCACAAAGCAAGGUCCAUACAGAAAUGGUUUUUCGAGAUUGGUGUUGAAGAACUUGACUGGCCUGCACAGAGCCCUGACCUCAACCCCAUCGAACACCUUUGGGAUGAAUUCGAACGCGGACUGCAAGCCAGGCCUAAGCGCCCAACAUCAGUGCCCGACCUCACUAAUGCUCUUGUGGCUGAAUGGAAGCAAGUCCCCGCAGCAAGGUUCCAACAUCUAGUGGAAAGCCUUCCCAGAAGAGUGGAGUGGAGGCUGUUAUAGCAGCAAAGGGGGAACCAACUCCAUAUUAAUACCCAUGAUUUUGGAAUGAGAUGUUCGACAAGCAGGUGUCCACAUACUUUUGGUCAUGUAGUGUACCAUUGUGAUUUGUGUGUAUCUAGCUGCAUGAAACUAUUUGGCUUGUGACCUUGGAGUUUGUGUUAUCUACAGUACAACUUCAGGGUAAAUUCCAUUUAGAUUCCAGUCAGUUCUGUAAUGCAGUUGUUGUGCUAUGGAGAAGGCCCAUGUCCAAUUGUGUAUUUCUGAUGUCACAGCUUUCUGAAACUCUUAAAAUGCAUAACAUGCAGAAUAUUACAUCUAAAAUCCUUAAUGGAGAUUGUCUGCCACUAUGCUAUGAGGUUGUCAAGCAUCUUUAUCUUUAUCCUACUGUAUCACUCCCCUCUCUUUCUCUCCUACUCUGUUCCAGUCCAAUGUUUACUGGCCCAAUGUCCACUCCAUCAACCUGACCCUGGUCAACGUGAGUCGUGAUGACAACUUCUACAUGCUGACCUGUAUAGCAGAGAACAAAGUGGGGAUGGCCAACACCUCCAUUCAGCUCACUGUCCAUUGUACGUAG
Messenger RNA from Coregonus sp. 'balchen', 25461 nucleotides. Lineage: Eukaryota; Metazoa; Chordata; Actinopteri; Salmoniformes; Salmonidae. The record is from the annotation of a GenBank genome assembly.